Trifolium pratense (red clover) is the source of this 2808-nucleotide messenger RNA. RefSeq names its product probable ethanolamine kinase. Lineage: Eukaryota; Viridiplantae; Streptophyta; Magnoliopsida; Fabales; Fabaceae. Gene Ontology annotation, biological process: phosphatidylethanolamine biosynthetic process; phosphatidylcholine biosynthetic process. Bases 1457 to 2593 code for a protein of 378 amino acids. The record is from RefSeq and is a predicted model, not a curated record. Gene Ontology annotation, cellular component: cytoplasm. The transcript is spliced from 13 exons. Gene Ontology annotation, molecular function: choline kinase activity; ethanolamine kinase activity.
GCUCGAUACCGUCAAGAAUUUCUGACUAUUGCAUGAGAACAAGUUCAUCUUCGAAGUAUUUUUCCCUUUCAAUAUUUUUCUAUUGGAGCUUCCCUCAUUCCUUUUAUCGAACAUAAUGAUGUGAAUCGAGCUUUAAUGAGUUCUAAUAUGCAACGUCAAGCAGUUCUUCUUUCUCGGUCCGAAAAUUGCAUUGUUGGAACGGAUUGGAUUGCCAAGUGGCCUUAGAUUCAGGAGUUGCCGCUAUAGCCAAAUAUGCAAAAUCUCACAUUCAUUCACAAAACGCACACUUGAUUAUUCCUUCCAUCGAUUCUUCUUAUUCCAUAUCAAUUUCUUCUCCAAUCUUCACAAAUCCGCAACAAAAAUUCUUCACCGUUUCCAGCGAAAUUCCCAAUAUUCACAAACCAACUGAAAUCAAUUUGAACGAACCCUAAUCGAACAAUUUCUUCAAGCGAACACUUCUCUGCAUUCAAACUCUUCAAGCGAAGUCUCACCUGGUUGCGUUAUAAUCAUCGUCAUCUGCCGCCAAAGGGCUGGUGGUUAUUUACACUUAAAUGAUAUUGAUACGGCCGCUGAAGUUGUUCCGACUGAAACCAUCCCAUCAAUUUCCAAAAAAUUACUUACAACAACCACACUCCACAUUCUUCUGGCUCUAUUUGGACCUUUUAAGAUGAUAUAUUUUUCUUCAAUUCAAGCCACCAUCAAACAUGCUUCUUUGUAGCCACAGGGAAGAAGAUGCUAUGGAUACACCAGGUUCCUACAAUUUGUACACCGCUGCAACAUCUCCGGCGAACUCUAGGAUACAUUAGUUAAUUAAAAUAAAAAAAUUCCUGGCAACAAAAUUUGGUGUGUGAAAGAAAUACGUGGUGUGUGAAAGAAAUACGUUGGCAACCAGUGGUAUUUAUAAAUGGAUAUGAGCAAAGAAACUUGGGGAAAAAGUUUACAGCUAUUUGAGUACUGUACAUCUUUAUUACUACAUGACAAACAAAAUUAAUUGUUACAACAGAGGUGGCAGGCGGUGAAGCAGAGAACAGCAGCAAAGUAAGCCACAACAAAUUGACACAUCACAUAAAACAAAGAAUUCUACGUGGCCAAUUCAAGUGCGAAGCUUAGAAAUCUAACGAUGAAACAGCCACGUUGAUAAAAAAAUUUAUCGAUCUACAGUGUCUUGAAGUGCACUUCGAGCUUUCCCUUUGUUCCCAACCGUGGCUUAUUGAUAAAGUUAAAUUUGUCUCACAAUGUGUACUAUGUGGCUUGGUUAUCAAAAUAUGGCUUGGUUCAACUUGAUUUAGUUCAGUUAUAUUUUUUUUGGACAACAAAUACCCUCAUUUGGGACACAUGACAUUUUUUUAAGCAGGGGCAUUUUUUAUUUUACCAGGUUCAGCAGCAUUCUUAUAUUGUAUUGGAUUGAUUAUCUUUCAUUUUUGGUUCGAUUCAAAAAUCAUCGAUAGGAUUAAUAAUGGGUGGAGAGGUUAAGAUCUGGAAUCCUGUUGAAAUCGCAGAACAAGCUCGUAAUGACUAUGCCUCGCAGAUUUUUCCCUCUCUUCUCACCAUUGAUCCCUCUCUCUCCCUUCCUCAAAUGACACCUCUCGUCAUUAAUUUGUGCAAGGACAUGUUCAAGGCCUGGUCAAAAUUUGAUGAUUCUUGCUUUAAAGUUGAGCAAAUUUCUGGAGGCAUAACAAAUAUGCUACUGAAGGUCACAGUUAAAAAAGGGGAUUCUAUUAAUGAGAUUAUAACCAUCAGAUUGUAUGGACCUAACACCGAGUACAUCAUUGAUCGCCAUCGAGAAUUGCAGGCCAUCAAAUACAUCACUGCUGCAGGAUUUGGUGCUAAGUGGCUUGGAAUAUUUGGAAAUGGGAUAGUGCAAUCUUUUAUUAAUGCGCAUACUCUUACUCCAUCAGAUAUGCGAGACCCAAAACUGGUUGCUAAAAUAGCCAAACAACUUCGAAGAUUUCACCAUGUGGAAAUUCCAGGUUCUAAGGAACCUCAAUUAUGGAAUGAUAUAUGGAAGUUUUAUGAGAAAGCUUCUGUCCUAAAAUUUGAUGAUGGUGAAAAGCAAAAGACUUACGAGACAGUUUCAUUCAAGGAACUUCAUGAGGAAAUUCAUGAUCUCCAGGUGUUGUGUGACCGUCUCAAAUCUCCUGUUCUUUUUUCUCACAAUGACUUGCUUUCUGGAAACAUAAUGAUUAAUCAUGAAGAAGAUGCACUUUACUUAAUUGAUUAUGAGUAUGCGUCCUACAACUACAGAGGAUUUGAUAUAGGGAACCACUUUGCAGAAUAUGCUGGUUUUGAAUGUGACUACUCCUUGUACCCAGAUAUGAAUGAACAAUAUCAUUUCUUCAGGCAUUACUUACAGCCUGACAGACCUCAUGAGGUGCCUGAGAAUGAUCUUAAAACUUUGUAUGUUGAGGCAAAUAUAUAUGCACUGGCAUCGCACCUUUUCUGGUCUUUGUGGGGACUAAUUCAGGCAAAGAUGUCCCCAAUAGAUUUCGAUUAUCUUGAUUACUUUUUCCUUCGAUACAAGGAGUACAAAAGGAAGAAAGAAAAGCACAUAUCGAUGGCGCUAUCCUACCUUUCGGAAUGCAGGAACGAAUAGAGAUAGAUUCAACUUCAUCGAUCACUCAUGGGUUGGUAUGUGAAGUUUUUAGCACGAGGCCCUGAUUCAUGUAGUUUAAUGUUUGUGUAAAAUAUCUUUUGUAGUCGGUCAUUACAAUGAUGGCAAAGUUAGCCAUUUAAUUUGAGCUCAGGUAGCUCCAUAUUGUUGUAAUCUUGAAAUUUAGGCUUUCAAAUGGAUUUAUCAUUCUUUCUCCA